Molecule: messenger RNA, 1728 nt
Organism: Acanthopagrus latus (yellowfin seabream)
Lineage: Eukaryota; Metazoa; Chordata; Actinopteri; Spariformes; Sparidae
Gene: ints15
Product: chromosome 21 C7orf26 homolog
Exons: 8
Coding region: 132-1514 (460 amino acids)
Source: RefSeq, a predicted model, not a curated record
GUGGUUUUAUCCCUCGCAGGCUUCCGUAGAAGCAGGAAGUGGCUCCGUCGUCGUUGGGAUACCAUUCACUACUCUCAUCAGCGGCUAAUUCGUAUCAAGAAUAUAUCAAGAGCUUUGUUACACAGGCGGUGAUGGGUGACAUCCGUCAGUCGUUGCUGCCUCGCGAUGUGCUGAGUGCGGCCAAGGAGCUGCUGUACCACCUGGACAUCUACAUCUGUAACCUGGUGCAGUCAGGGAGGCAGCCUCCCCAGGUGGACUCCAAAACCCUGGAGCUGGUGGAGGAGUUCAUUCUGCAUGCACCCAAAGACAGAAACACCCCAGCCAGGAGGAUGAGUGCCCUCCAGGAGCUCCAGCUGUUGGAGAUCAUGUGCAGCUGUUUCCAGGAACAGAGCCGCGAUACUGUACGUCAGCUGAUGUUCUCGGCCCUCUUCAGUCUCCAGGGCAACCAGGCGGACGAAAGUCGCAUGGCACUGUUGAGCAAACUCGUCUCUAUGGCUGUUGCUGUGGGCAGGGUACCUAUCUUGGAAUGCGCAGCUACCUGGUUACAGAGAACGCACCGCGUGUACUGUGUGCGCCUGGCUCAGGUGCUGGUAGACGACUACUGUAGUAUGGUGCCAGGCUCGGUGCCCACCCUGCAGAACAUCCACAGCGCCAGUCCACGCUUCUGCUGCCAGUUCAUCACUGCCGUCACCACCCUCUAUGACCUCACCUCAGAGGAGCUCACGCCUCCUUCAGAACUCCUUCAGAUGAUCGUGUCGUGGAUCCAAGAUGAUCCUCGUCUAGUUUUAAUCACCUUCCUGAACACGCCCCUCUCUGGCAGCCAGCCAAUCAGCUCACUCGAUGUCACACCUUUAGGAGGUUUGGUACGCUGGUGUGUCAAAGCGCCGCUGGCCUACAGGAGAGACAAAAAGCCGCCACUGACCAAUGGCACUUCUGAGAGCGAGACAGAAGUGGGGCCUCUGUUCUCUGCUCUCCACCUGAGUGUGCUACAGGUCUUCAUGCUUUUACCAAACAUAUUAAAUGAGAAUGGGCUGUUUGGUCGCCUGGCACUCCUCCAGAUGGAGUCCCUGGCAACGCUGACCUCCGACCUCUCCAGGCUGUUGGACCAGGCCGACAAGCACACACACACGUCAUCUGCCGACACACAGGCGCUGUCGCAGCUGACCCUGGACCGGCUCGCACAGGCCUUGCAGGUGGCCAUGGCCAAUGGAGCCCUGCUCUGCGCAAGAGAGGACCUGAGAGCCAUCUGUUCCCGCCUCCCACACAACAAUUUGCUCCAGCUGGUGUUGUCAGGCCCAGUGAUGUACUACAACAACAUCCACACACCUCCGCUGGCCUUCAGCCCGCAUGCAGCCCACUCGCCCAUCGCCUCGCACCCCUCACACCCGCCACACCCGCCACACCCCGCACACACCCCACACACACCUCUAGCUGCCCACCCAUCUUCUCACCCUCAGUACCCCGCUCAGCCUUUCAUGACGGGGAUGCCGUUCCCGUUCAGACCCAGCCACUAAAGGAAACUCAUUCGCAGAUGUGGAGCUGUGUGUGUGUGUGUGUGUGUGUGUGUGUGUGUGUGUGUGUGUGUGUUGGUCGGUCAGCGAGGUUUGUUUGUCUGCGUGUUGGCGUGUGUAAGCGAUGUAUUAUGUAUUAUGGUGUUAAUAAGCAGAUGUGUCUGUGCAGCAGACUGUGAGGCUAACAUGUCUGUCCAAUAAAUAUUUUUUUAUCUCA